GACCCAAUAGCGCGUGAUAUUUUUCUCUCGACAGGCUAUUACUCUUAAUUCCGCAGCCAAUCACGUUCCAAUAUCUCCCGAUAGGAUUAAAAAAACUUCAAUGACUCCGAAAAUGGAGAUAGAGUCAACUCCCAUGGAUUCUCUACGCCACCAACAUAUCUCAUAUGCACCUCAUCGCCUAUGUGAAAACUCACCAUCCCAAAGCCUUCUCCGCCUUGAAGAACCUCCGCUCCUUCGCGCUCUCAGCCAUGGAGAAAAUCGCCACCGGAAACGACAAAGACGGCUCCUCUGCCGCCGCCGACCUCCAGCCACCGUUCGAUCCGUCCGCGCCUGCGGUCCCGAUCUCGUACCCACUCCGGACACUGGAGGAAUUGGAGGCGCGCGCCUACUUCAAGUCGUUUCACUACCCGUUCAACCGGGCUGCGGUGGAGCCGCAGGCCGCCGCCGCCGCCGGCUUGCCCCGGAGACCUCGGAUCCUGGUUUGCCAUGACAUGGCUGGGGGGUAUGCGGACGACCGGUAUGUGCAGGGCGGGACUAAUACCGAUGCGUAUGCGAUUUGGCAUUGGUAUAUGAUUGAUGUUUUUGUGUACUUCUCGCAUAGUUUGGUGACCCUGCCGCCGCCUUGCUGGGUUAAUACUGCUCAUAGGCAUGGUGUGAAGGUAUUGGGAACCUUCAUCAUGGAGUGGGAUGAAGGGAAAAAACUUGCUGAUAAGCUGCUAUUGACAAAGGAUUCUGCUCAAAUGUAUGCUGAGCGAUUGACAGAACUGGCUGUGGUUCUAGGCUUUGAUGGUUGGCUGAUCAAUAUGGAAGUUACUCUGGAUCCUGAACAAAUACCAAGUCUGGAAGAAUUUGUCAGCCACUUGAGCAAGACCAUGCACUCUUCGCUACCUGGGUAUGACAGUGUUACUCGUGAUGGUGAUCUUAGCUGGCAGAAUCAAUUAAAUGACAAGAACAAGCCAUUCUUUGACUUGUGUGAUGGAAUUUUUGUGAACUAUACAUGGGAGGAAAAUUUUCCCAAGCUAUCAGCUGAUGUUGCUGGUGACAGAAAGUUCGACGUCUACAUGGGCAUUGAUGUCUUUGGAAGGAACACUUAUGGUGGCGGUCAAUGGACUACUAAUGUGGCCCUUGACGUGAUAAAGAAAAGUGAUGUUUCAGCUGCCAUAUUUGCACCUGGAUGGGUCUAUGAGACUAAGCAGCCACCUGACUUUCGAACUGCUCAAAAUCGAUGGUGGGGACUUGUUGAAGAAUCAUGGGGAACUGUUCAAAACUACCCCAAAGUACUUCCAUUCUACUCGAAUUUUGAUCAGGGUCAUGGUUACCACAUAUAUAUUGAUGGAAAGCAAGUUUCAGACACUCCGUGGAACAACAUUUCUUCCCAAAGCUUUCAGCCUUUUAUCGAAUAUACUGGAGACUCUACUACUCACCCAAUCAAAGUGUCAGUUAACUUCAAGGAAGCAUCUUACAGUGGAGGAGGAAACAUCACAUUUGCAGGAACUCUUGGUGUUGGUACUGAAUUUACAGCAAGACUCUUUAAGGGAGAUCUUCUUCUCAGAAAUUCUCAAGUUAACUUUACAUAUUCAGUUAAAGUAAGUGGGAACUCCCAAUUAGGUCUUGUCCUUGAGUUUUAUUCUGCUUCGCAAGAGAAAAAGUCGAUAUUUCUUGCUGCCUCGGGAAAUACCUUGCUAACCAUGAACCAAUUCUCGAGUCGUUUUACUAAUGUAAUAAUGCCACGUCGAGUGACCAAGCUGAAAGGAGAAGGAGAACCUUCAUGGGUUAUACAGGAAAGCAGCAUCAACAUGCGCGGACAUGUAUUAAAAGAAAUCCGAGCCUUUUGCUACAAAUCAAUGCACGAACAAUCUUUAUCCGGUGAACCUUCAGAUUACUCUGCAGUUCUUGGAGAUGUUAAGAUUACCAGUGGAGAACAACAUUCAGAAUUCCCGGCAUCUAAUUCAUGGCUCGUUGAUGGUGAAUACAUCAAUUGGACUCCGAGUUCUCAAGGGUUUAGAAAACUUAGUGUCAAAAUCAUUUGGCGACUAAACGUUGGUAGUGAAGAUCUUUUUCCCAAGUACAAUGUUUAUGUCGAUAAAACCACAGGUUCAGCUGUAGAGUUUCUUGGUGUGGCGUUUGUGAAAUCGUUCUAUGCUUAUGGCGUGGAAGUUCCAGAAGGGACUUCUAGCGUGAAAUUCAUUGUCCAAGCAUGCGGUUUUGAUGGGGCUGGCCAAAAGCUUGAAGAUUGUCCCUUUUUACUACUUAAAGUCGAGGAGGGUUCGUAAAUUUCGUCUGAGUCUUGUUAUUCGAUCAUAUAUUUGUUGAUUGCAUUAUGAGAAGAAUGUGAACCAUAAUGUAUGUUCUUGUCGAUUGACAUGAAAUCAGAUAGUAUUAUGAGAAGAAUGUGGGCCAUAAAUUUAGUGCUAUUAAGUUAAACGAUUCUGGGUCGAGUUCGGCUUAGCUCUUGAGAACCCUAAGCUCGAGCUUGGCUUGGCUCGUUUACCGGCCUAGUUGGACAUGAAAUCAGAUAGUAUUGGGAGCUGGACACUUGAUGAAUCAAUAAAAAGUUGGAAGCAUUUUCCUGAAAUACAAGUACAUGUUGGCCAUGAAUUUGUUGACUUCACAAUAUUUCUCUAUACGUUCUUUAGAAUGGAGUUAUAUUCUUCAU
Molecule: messenger RNA, 2656 nt
Organism: Striga asiatica
Lineage: Eukaryota; Viridiplantae; Streptophyta; Magnoliopsida; Lamiales; Orobanchaceae
Source: the annotation of a GenBank genome assembly